Messenger RNA from Tremella mesenterica DSM 1558, 1746 nucleotides. RefSeq lists its product as uncharacterized. The transcript has 9 exons. Lineage: Eukaryota; Fungi; Basidiomycota; Tremellomycetes; Tremellales; Tremellaceae. The record is from RefSeq and is a predicted model, not a curated record. The coding region runs from base 1 to 1746 and encodes 581 amino acids.
AUGGACAACUCAAAGCACACUGAGAGAACCAUGAGGGAAGAAAACUCAGAUGGUGAUUCUUCUUCAUCCUAUGAAGACACACACCAAGCAAGUGUAUUAAGCUCCGCUGUAAACGCUUUGCACUGGUCCGCCUCAUCUGCUCGAAAUGGGCACGGUCUACCCACUCUGAUCAGGAUGCGGACUGGCCAUGGGAGCGAUGAACGGAUGACUGUUGCCUUGUUUGGUAGGAAGGAAGUUCCGAAGAGAGGAAUUUGCACCUCGAUCGAACUCCUAGGUACAUCUGAUAGUCUUCCUCGAAGCGUCACCGAAUUGUUUGUUCAUGACCCGCGAUACCCCAAUAACAUGGCCUGUAGCAUACCUGAAGAUGGCUUGUGGCCGCUUUUCAAGGCACAUAAAUCUCUUCAUGGACCCGGUUCAUACACGGGAGCGCUACGGGAUAAAGAUCUAUCCCUUCUUGAAGUCCAAACAGAUUUGGCAUGGCCAGGUGGAAAGGAUUUCAAGCCUUUGGUCUAUGGUACUGAUUUCAACAAUAUUUCUAAAGCAUUAUCUGAGUCAUUCGUGAUUGACCGGCGUCAAUGGGUACUAAGGAAUAAGACGGGAAUUGUAGCCACCUUUGAUACUCGUGUUUGUGAACCUUAUGUGGCCCAAGAUAUCAAAGACUGGGAAACAGGGUUAGGUGCAUUGGCAGAGGCGGAAAAGCAAGGUAUUGUCAUACAGACUUUUAUGGCCCAAUCAUGUGGGAGUGGCUCCAUAUCACCCACUCUGGUAUUUCCCGGUACAGGGGAUCAGACAAGAAGCACAACUUUAUCUGAGAAUUACCAUGCAAAGAAACCUAGUCGGAAAUACCUUUCUGAUGUGAUAUACAAGUCCAUCACCAGUGCAUUGAAUAAUCAGGACGGAAACUCCCAAGGAUUAUCAAUUCAAGUACGUCAAUCCCGCUACAAGCGGACACGCCUUGGCCUCACACUUGCUGGCGCAUUCUCGACCAAGUCUUUUGAUCAAUCUCAUUCUAUGUCUGAAAUCUCCAGUUAUGUGGAGGAAGAAGGCACUGGAUAUACGGGAUUUAUCGAGUUUUCUAUCAUUGCGAGCCCGACAGACGGAGAAUCAAGUAUGAACCAGGUUGUCAAGGUCCAAUUUUUCGCACCGAUGUGGAAUAAUCCUCGUGCGCAGAGGCCGUCCGAGCAUACUCUGAUGCUCGGAAGAUACUUGUUAGCCCAAGGGGACAUGUCUACAUUGACAGGACCAGUUGAGGAAGUUGAGGAUGAUUAUCCAAAUGAAGGGAUAUCUAGUUCUGUGUUACAGAGAUGGAUAAGAACGGGAGUUGGAGGCAGUGCUGCAUUAGGUAGGGAUGGGUUUUCCCUUUUCGAGAUUUCCCCACUGGGUUUGCUCAAAAGGGUUUUUUUACCUGUCCGACACCAGAGACCCCUAGACUGCUACAAGAGUUCCAUCGAGUUCGACCCAACCUGCGACUUAGUCAUCGUGUUUCCAGCACCUUUACAAGUUGAAGAAUCAGCCUUACGCGCCUUGGAUCGAAGUGGAAAGGAUUGCAUGCUUACCAGAGGAAACUCGCGGAAAAUGAUACCUGGAGAUGAGGAUUUGGAACAAGGGCUGGGCCCAGAGGCAGAAAUACCAACAAAACGAACAGGGACCCAUCUCCUUCCAUGCCGUGUUAAAGGCCAGGAUUCCACGGGAAGAGUCAGGAUAUCGAGGAAAGCAGCAUCCCGAGAACUAAGACGAGCUGGUUGA